Molecule: messenger RNA, 2421 nt
Organism: Arctia plantaginis
Lineage: Eukaryota; Metazoa; Arthropoda; Insecta; Lepidoptera; Erebidae
Source: the annotation of a GenBank genome assembly
AUGAUGUUUCAAGACAAUGAAGAGGAUUAUAAGUUUGGUGCAUGCACUUAUUUUGCAAAAAAUCAUCCAGGAGAGACUUGUGGGAGCAAUGGUUUACCUUUGACCCCAAGCUCUAUUACGAUAUUAGGACGAGCACAAAGACUUCUAACGAUAGAACAUCCCAAUUUGUGCACAUAUCUUGAUGUUAUCAGAGGCAAACAUGAAAGAAUAAUUGUUGUGGCUGAAGUAAUUGGAAAAUCAUUAAAAGAAUGCAGCCAAAAGUUUUCAAAUGAUGAAAUAACAAAUAUCGCAAAACAACUUGCAAAUGGUCUUAACUUCCUUCAUCAACAAGACAUAGUGCAUAGGACAUUAUCAGAUGAUAAUAUUUUUAUUGAUAGUAAUGGAAGAGUUAAGUUGUUUAAUUACGGACUGUAUAAUAUGACUGGUGGAGGUAGUGAAGUAUCAUUUCCUUUGGGAUUACCCAGAUAUCUAAGUCCAGAAACAAUUCUAAAUGGGGGAGGACCUGCUGCAGAUGUGUGGAGUUUUGGUAUCAUUCUUCUCGAGUUAUGUAUUGGUAAAUUGUGGAAUAAUCUUAAACCAGGUCCAAUAUUAAGAAGAAUACUUACUCUGGUACAUGCCAGUAAUCCUGCAGAACGAAUAGCUAGAGAACAUGACUGUUUGGAACAAUACAAACAAAUACCCGAGGAUUUAAAGAUCGUAAUUGAAAAAUGUCUUAGCAUUUAUCCAAAUGAAAGAGCAACAUUUGAUGAUGUCAUUGAAAUGCUAUCACGGGUUGAUACAAAACUCGUGGCGGAAGUCAAAGCACCUCGUGGCUUGAUGGGGUGUAAACUACAAUACUUGUAUUAUUGGUGGCAGCUGGCCGGUGGCGACAUACAAAGCGAAUUAAAAAAGAAUUAUUUGAUAAAAAAUAGUCCACCUAUUUUGUCAAUGCCUAUAGCAAUACUUCUGGACGGGUGUACGAUAGGCGGGAAAUCUGGUGCGUUGUUCGACCGUCGCAUUGCCAAAUACAGCUUGGGCCUUCUUAAGUCCCGCCUUAGUCAUAUACCCCCCCAUGACUACUACCCGCUGAUGCAUGAGAGGAGGAAACAGUAUGAUGCUGUGACGUUACCGAAGAUUAUCAGAGAAAGAGAUACCGAGUAUCAGUUUUACAGGUUGCUUUGGUUCCAAAGACUUUUGCAUGGAUAUCCCUACACUGCUCCAUACAUCCGCGCUGAAGCAGAGGUAGAUAUACCACCUCUACUUCGUGGGCAAGUGUGGGCCGCUCUGUUGGGCGUCGUGGGCGACAUCGAAGAGCAGUAUGAAAGGAUCGAUAAGGAAACUCCCACGCCAACUGAUAGGCAGAUAGAUGUCGAUAUCCCUCGCUGCCACCAGUACUGCUGGCUACUUUGCGGGUCGGCUGGUCACCGAACGUUGAAACGUUUGCUCAAAGCGUGGCUGUUGACCAACCCUCAGUACGUGUAUUGGCAAGGACUGGAUUCGUUGACUGCGCCCUUCUUAUAUUUAAACUUCUGCAAUGAAGCAAGAGCCUUCGCCUGUCUGUCCGCAUUCGUCCCAAAAUUCCUACACAAGUUCUUCCUAAAAGACAACAGUGCAGUCAUCAAGGAGUACUUGGCUAAGUUCUGGCAGAUGACCGCCUUCCACGAGCCGGAGCUGGCGACGCACUUACAUGAUAUCAACUUCGUUCCUGAACUCUUUGCUAUUCCUUGGUUCUUGACUAUGUUUUCACAUGUAUUUCCUCUACAUAAAAUCGUGCACUUAUGGGAUGCCUUGCUAGUCGAAGGUCCUGCGUUACCAUUGUUUAUGGGAGUCGGUAUACUGAGGCAGCUGAGAGAUACUCUACUAUCAUCAGGAUUCAACGAAUGUAUUUUACUGUUCUCCGAUCUGCCUGAAAUCGAUAUUGGCGAAUGUGUUAAGGAAUCAAUAGAUAUGUGCCGCAGUUCACCAAGAAGUAUAAGUUAUAGACGAUUUACUAAUGAGGCACAAGUUAAAGACCCCAUGGAUAUUGUAGAAAUACCAAUGGAGGUGUUAUUUACCGAGCUUUGUCCCAGAAUAAGUCUGUCAGAUUUCUUUUCUCUGAUCUGCCAAGAUAAAUGCUGCGUCAUCGAUAUAAGGUCCAAUUUACUAUAUGAAAAAAGCUGCAUUGAUGGCAGCAUUAAUGUCCCGUACAGUGGAGUACAUCUCGGUCAACAUGAGCUCAGAGCAUUAGGCCUACAUCCUCAAAGAGUACUGCAGGAAGCUAUCAAGUUAAAGAAGAUAGUGGUAGUGGCUUCUGCAGAAGAUGAGACAGCACAAUUGUUCAGUGAUUACCUAGUAAAGUGCGGGGUACCCAAGGUGUGUAUACUCCACGGAGGCAUAUCAGCUUUGUUGGCGCACGUCCCUUCAUUAUUUGUAGUGCCGCCUAAAAGGAAUGGUCAUAAGUAA